AUGAAUGAUGGGCUGCCGGGCCUGUCCAAUGCGGACGGCAGGCGACCUUCCCCAUCGCCUGUCGCUAUCUUGGACCAGACCUUGAGCAGCUUGGGUAACCCCAGCGACUUGACGUCCGGACGACUGGCCGCUACGCUCGUCCUCGCUCUGUCUGAUCAAUCGGAGGAUACACCUUCUGUCCUGGAGCGCCCUCAUCAACGCGCUCUCAUUCGAGCAGUCGCAGAGCGAAUAUCUCCAGACGUCUUGAUUGAUGCCGUGAUGCAAGCCCUGCCAGACUUGAGGUGAGUCGUAUGCUUUUGGCAUCUCGUUCUCGUCGUGAUCGUGUCUUAUCACUGAUUGCAUCUCUUCUUGUGCCUGUCUACCAACAUCCUGGCUUGCCAGACUUCGUUCAUCGCGCUCUGUCGCCAGCUUUCUCGCAGAUAUUGGACCUGCAGGAGUUCCUAAAGUUGAAGUCGUGCGCGCAAUCCUAUCGCGCUUCCGCGUCGACGCCUCCCCAGUGGAUGAGAGGACGGUGGCAGAGAUCUUGGCAGGGCUUCUCGUCGUGCAACCUGAGGAGCUCGGCGGAGCUCCAGCGACCGAUUUUGCCAUCGUCGCAUCAGCUCUGCGAUCCUUUACCCGAUCUCUCAAUUGGUCGCGCGUAGUCCGCUCAUUGGAUGAGGCUCCAUCUCUCGCCUUCUCACCCCGCAACGACUGGCGAGGGUUCGCUUCCUUCCUCAAUUCCGCUUCCAAUGACCUUCAAGCGCCGGCUGUGUUGGGCCUGUGGGGCGCUUGGAUCCACCGCCUGCGCCAACUUCAAAUUUUGAGCGGUCUAGUCUCUCUGGACCUUCAGCUGUUUUCGUUCGCCUCGCUCCCGGGUCGAAGGGUGGUUCGCGAAGAAGAUGUAGCGAACGUAAACGCGACGGUGCGGAGCCUAGCCCAACAAGUUCAAGGCAACACUUGGAACUCGCUCGAUUUAGUGGAAACGCUCACGCUGAUAGCCAACACGGAUGAUACUGAGGUCAGACACGCAGUGACGGAGCUGUUGGAAAGGGCAGUCAAGACUAGUGCGGAACUAGUCCUCAUGGCUUUGGUUCAGAUCCCUGUGAGUUUGUGUGUGUGGAGAUGGAUACCUCGAGGAAUGCAGCAAAAUUGACACAUUUGAGGCCAAUCGACGCCCAACAGCAACCAUGGACCUCGAUGCAUUCGGACCUGGCUUCAAAGUUGCUGUCGAUGUUCCUCUCUGGGCACCCCAGCCACCAGCUUGUCUUCUCACGAUUGUGGCAGACCAAUAGGACUUAUCUUCUGAACGCGUUUAGGACCUACUACAGCGAGAACCCUAUGAACGUCACGCGCUUGCUAGACGUGGCUCAGGACCUCAAGAUUCUUGAAGCACUUUUAGCCAUCAGGCCCUUUCAGUUUGCGCUUGAUGUCGCAGCACUGGCUUCCCGUCGGGAGUACUUGAACUUGGACAAGUGGUUGCAAGAUCAAAUUACAGAGAAUGGGAGCGGCUUUGUUCAAGCUGCUUUGCAAUUCGUUGAUUCCAAAGCGAAGGACGAUCUGGCAAAGAAGGACCCUCAAGCCGAGCAGCAGUACAUGCCACUGACAGUUCAGACUGUCGCCACCUUCUUGCGCGUCAUGCGACAGAAUGGAGAUACGAUGAGCGCUGAAGACGUCGCGCUGUUCAAGACGGUGCGCAACCUGUGCUUGCAAGUCUAUCCCCGUCUGAUGAAUCUUGCCCCUGGGAGCGAGUCGUUAGAGCCCGGGCUGCAAGUGACGACUUUCGCUCAAGACAUCCAUGAUGAGGUGAGUAGCAUCCCCUGGCCUGUACAUCUGCCUGCAUGUCAAUCUGACUCGAAGACCCGCAUGCUUGCCCCCUUUUGCUGGCAGGCCGACAGCUGGUACCGCAAAAUGUAUGAAGACGAGAUCGGGAUCGAGGAUCUCGUUUCCCUUCUGCAGCGAACGAAGGCUUCCAGUGACGCGCGCGAUCACCAGGUCUUCGCCUGCAUGGUGCACACCCUAUUCGACGAGUACAGGUGGUUCGACCUGUACUACCCACCCCGCGAGCUUGCCAUGACGGCGGUCGUGUUCGGAUCCUUGAUUCAGCACCAGCUGAUCGAUUACAUACCGCUAGGUAUUGCCAUUCGCUACGUGCUGGAUGCGCUUCGAGAGCCCAUCCAGUCAAGCAUGUUCCAAUUUGGACUGCAAGCCUUGCUUCGCUUUCGCGAGCGACUCGCGGAGUGGCCACAACUUGGACAGGCGCUGUUGGGACUGCCUGCUCCGCAACAGGCGCAUCCUGAGAUCGAGCGCGUCUUGCGCGCCAUCCAGUCCGGUCAGCUUGCAGAUCUUUCACAGAGCACGUCAGAGCCGGUCUUGCCUGAAAUGCCCGGCGAAACGCCAAAGCUGUCAUUCACCGCAGUGCAUGCCGACCCGAUGCCUGACGCAGAAGUUCAGGAGGAACCAACGGAGGAGGUCUCCGACAAAAUUUUAUUCAUCAUCAACAAUCUCUCGCCCAGCAAUAUCGACUCGAAGCUGGUCGAGGCGAGGCGAUUGGUGAAGCCAGCGCUCCAUCACUGGCUCUCUGCGUAUCUGGUGCUGCAGCGGGUGAGCAUCGAGCCGAACAACCACGAGCUGUACACGCAAUUCAUCGAUGGCUUGGAUUCCGCUGCAAUGCUCCUCCGCCACAUUCUGCACGAGACACUGUCGAAAGUUGAGGUACUACUCAAUUCGGACAAGACUGUCUCGUCCACGACCGAACGGACCUUGCUCAAGAACCUCGCCUCGUGGCUGGGAGGUCUGACGCUGGCUCGCAACAAGCCGAUUCGUCACCGGAACAUUGCUUUCAAAGACUUGCUCAUCCAGGGCUACGACAGCAACCGUCUCAUCGUGGCGAUCCCUUUUGUUUGCAAAUUGCUGGAGCAGUGUCCUCGAUCCAAAGUGUUCGUGCCGCCGAAUCCUUGGCUCAUGUCUGUGCUCAAGCUGCUUGCCGAGCUCUACCACUUCGCUGAACUCAAGCUAAAUCUCAAAUUCGAGAUCGAGGUCCUUUGCAAGACGUUGUCUAUUGACCUUACGAAGCUCGAAUCGACGACGACGCUUCGAACUCGACCAGAUGAGCUCGCUGCCGCUGCGCAGCUUGAAAUGGAACAGCAACAACACAUGCUCGAGCAGCAGCGCCUUCAGCAGCAACGCGAUCAGCAGCAUCUUCAGCAGCAACAGCAAUUUGCCGCGCGCCAGCAGCAGCCUCAUCAGCUGCAGCAAGGCCCAUAUGGCCAGCAGCCUAAUCAACAGCAGCUGCAAUACGCCCAGCAGCAGCAACGUUUGGCUCAGCCCCAGCAUAUGCAUCCUCACCAAGGACAGCAGCAGGGAGCCCAGCACCUUGCUCAGGACUUUGACCGCUUGUCGAUGGCAAAUGCUGGCACGUAUGGUCCAGGCGGCAUGCGCACAAUGCCAAACGAUGCUCAGCGCAGCAGAGUUGCAACCCUCGCGUCGCAGCAACAGCAGCAACAGAUUUCUCAGCACCAUCAACAGCACGCUCUUCUGCAACAGCAGCAGCAACAGCAGCUGCAGCAGCCUCAACAACAUGCUCAAGCGCAACGCGAACCCCUACAGGCUCCUGCUGCUGGUGCCCAAUCGUACUCAGAGUCGUUGGAGCUCACGCUGCAGAAUUUGUCAGCGUACCUUGUCUUCAGCCCACAGCUUUCCGAGGUGUCCUCUAGCCCAGCUCUGAAGCAGAUCAUCCAUGUCGCUAUCGAGCGUGCCAUCCGAGAGAUCACUGCUCCCGUUGUAGAGCGCUCAGUCACCAUAGCAUCGAUCUCUUCGCGGGAGUUGGUGCUCAAGGAUUUCGCAAUGGAAGGCGAUGAGGAGAAAAUGCGCAAAGCUGCCCACCAAAUGUCGCAGAAUCUAGCAGGAAGUCUCGCUCUGGUCACCUGCAAAGAGCCGCUUCGCAUCAGCAUGGUCACUCAAGCCCGUUCCUUGCUCGCCCAGAGCGGUGUCACAGAGCAAGCGCUGCCAGAAUCCGUUCUCACGUCUGUCAUGGGCGACAAUUUGGAACUCGCCUGCUCAAUUGUGGAGCGCGCAGCCAUGGACAAAGCUUUGCCGGAGGUCGACAGCGGGCUGGAUGGCGCGUACGCUGCCAGGCGCGACCAUCGCGCGCGCAGCAGGGGCUACUACUGGGAUAGUCAGGCCCUGACCACCUCUCAAUACGUCGCCACGCUGCCCGAUUACCUGCGCCUGAAGCCCGAAGGUCUUCUGCCUGAACAGCUUCGAGUGUAUGAUGACUUUGGCAAGACAAGUGGGAUUUCGUCCCCUGACGCACCGGCCGAACGCGAUCAGCCUUCCGCAGAAGGUAACGGAGUGUCGCCACAAUCAAGCGUCGGACCUGGGCAGCUCGUCGCGGGUAGCCUAUCGCCCCAACAGAGCCUGGAGCGCUUUAACCACCUCCUGUCGGAGCUUGAAAGGCUUCUUCAACAGGCGUCUCCUGCAGCAUCGCUUGCCUCUUUGCCGCCGGACGACGGCUUGCGCAACAUCAUCCGCCAGGUGCCCAUCCUAGCCGCUGCGUCCACUAGCCGCGAUGCGACCGCCUUCGCAUUCUCGCACAAGGUGGUCCAGCUACUGUACAAGUCGGAAAGCCGACUUGCUCGCGAGGCGCACGUGUUGCUCCUGGAGCGUCUGUGCGAGCUGUCUGCACGCGUGGCGAAGGAAGUGACGCAGUGGAUUAUCUACGCAGAGGACGAGCGCAAGUUCAACGUUUCGGUCGCCGCCACACUCAUUCGGACUGGCAUUGUCAACAUUGUCGAGCACGACCAACAGCUGGCCAAGUUGAUUUUGCGGGACUUCAAGUCUAGCGUGGUGGACUUCUCUGCUCGCCUUGCGCUCGAGUGCCUGAAGGAGCCAGCAUGCGCCACCCGCGGUCAGCUCAUGCAUUCGUUGGAUGCUCUCGCGCAGGCGGACCGCCUCGGCAAGUCAACAGAAGCGAGCGCAUUCUUGCUUUCAGAAAUCGAGACUGGGCAUCUGAACAAAGCUCAGACCGACGUCACCAAUUCUGCUUUACGCGAACAGCUCGCUUAUUGCUUUGCGGAAUGGGUACGUCUCUUCCAGCAGUCACCAAACCCAGAGAAAGUGUUCGUCAACUUCGUCACCCAAUUGCAGCAACAAGGCAUCCUCAAAGGAGAAGAUAUCUCCUCCAUGUUCUACAGGGUGUGCACGGAAGUCGGGAUUGACAGCUACAUCAAGCAAAAGGCCUUGGGCGGCACCUUCGGAACAGGCAUCUUCUCGCCGAUCGACGCUUUUUCGAAGCUUGUAGUUUUGCUGAUCAAGCAUCAUUCAGAUCCUAGUGGUGCGGAUAACGAGCAGGCCAGAGCGCAUUACUUGACCAAAAUUCUGUCAAUCAUCGUCUUGGUCUUGGCCCAAUCGCACGAGGAGCUUGGCGCGCACUUCCAACAGAAGCCAUUCUUCCGUCUCUUCAGCAGUCUUUUGCACGAUUUCCAUGCCGCUUCGUCCUCGCUCGGCAACACGUACAUGAGAGCACUGCUGGCCAUCGCGAACACUUUGAACACGCUGCAGCCGUCGUUCUUCCCAGGCUUCACCUUCUCCUGGAUGGCGCUCAUGUCCCACAGAUUGUUCAUGCCGAAGCUGCUAGGCAUGCCUCUGGAGCGCGACGCGUCCAGAGUCACGCUGCACUCCGAAGCUCAAGCCGCAUUUCUGCGACUCUACAGCAGUCUCGUGCACUUUGCUGCGCCCUUCAUCCGCACAGCAGUAUUGCAAGACACGUCUCGCGAGCUAUACCGCGGCUUGUUGCGCAUCACCUUGGUGCUCCUACACGACUUCCCUGACUUCCUGAGCACCCAUCAUCAGGCGCUUUGCGACGUAAUCCCCGUUUCGUGUGUGCAGCUGCGCAACAUCGUACUCGCAGCCUAUCCGCCACGCCGAGAACGUCUUCCAGAUCCAUUCACUGCAAGCGUGACCAUUGAUCGACUUCCCGAGGCGGCAAUUUUGCCAAUCAUCCCUCGCGGUUACACGCAUAGUUUGGAGGGCCAGUCUCGAGGCUUCAAGAGUGCUUUGGAUUCAUAUCUUGCCCAACGAGCUCCUGCCUCCUUCUUGUCUAGCUUAAAGACGGCUCUGUUCUCUCCUGUGGCCAACUCGGAGCCGGUCGAUUACGGCAAGGGCGAGUUGCGUUACGAUUAUGAGUUGAUCAACGCCUUCGUACUUCAUGUGGGAAUAGCAGCAGCAGCAGCUCAAGACGGUCUCCUCAACAGCCAGCCUCGAACGGAUGUCGGCCUUGUCAUCUUUAGACACCUCAUGGCCGAUGCGGACGCUGAGGGCCGUUACUUGGUGCUGACUGCCGCCGCUAAUCAGCUGCGCUAUCCGAACAGGCACACUGCCUAUUUCAGUUGCCUGCUGCUGCACCUUUACGGUGAGACCACAGAGACUGAUGUUACGGUUCAAGAGCAGAUCGCCCGCGUCUUGAUCGAAAGGAUGGUCGCAGCGCGACCUCACCCGUGGGGACUGUUGAUGACGGCGUUCGAGCUGCUGCGUAACCCGCGCUUCGUCCUACCACAACAUGCUCCUCGCGAGAUCGAGCUCAUGUUGCGGCAUAUGCGUGCGGAUCUGACCCAACAGACCCAAACGGAUGGCCAACCUGAUGGGCGCGCCCAUUCCUACAACAACAGCAACCAGCAAUAUGCUGUACAUCGAAUCAACGGAGACAGCGAAGGUGAUCGAGCCGGCGAGUUGGGUGCGGCAAGAGCCUGA
Messenger RNA from Ceraceosorus bombacis, 6726 nucleotides. Lineage: Eukaryota; Fungi; Basidiomycota; Exobasidiomycetes; Ceraceosorales; Ceraceosoraceae. The record is from the annotation of a GenBank genome assembly.